Trichobilharzia regenti is the source of this 4047-nucleotide messenger RNA. NCBI's taxonomy places the organism in Eukaryota, Metazoa, Platyhelminthes, Trematoda, Strigeidida, Schistosomatidae. The record is from the annotation of a GenBank genome assembly.
AUGCCUUCUUUCUAUAACAAUAUUCUCUUUCUCUCUACCAACCAGUUCUCUUCAUGUGUUCCCAAUCCAUUCGGUUUAAUCCCAUUCUAUGAUCCAUUUGGAUGUAGUGCUGCAGCGGCAGCAGCCGCAGCCGCAGCGGCGGCGGCAGUAGCAGCAGCAGCUUAUUCUUCCUCCUCUUCCUCCUGCGUACCAUCCACAUCAUCGUCAUUACAAAAGACACAAACUGAUACAACUACAACAUCUUUAUGCAUAGAUAAUAAUAAUAAUAGUGGACAGUUGUCAGCUAAUUCAAAGUAUACCAAGAGAACGCCAACACUGAAUGGUUUCAAUACUAUGAUGCAUAAUGAUACUGAUCAUGAUGAAUAUGAGAGGUCAAGACACAGGAUACCAUCUAUAAAUAAUGAUACUGCCGAUCAUGAUGAAAGUAGAUUGAAUCCAUUGUCAGCAUUGUAUACAAAUGCAUAUAAUAGACGACAUUCAUCUCCAUAUAGUCUAAAUCAACAACAACACCACCACCCUCAACAACAACAUCCUUCUGAUCAUCAUCAUCAUCAACAACAUCAGUACUCAAGAGAUUUAUCUUCUAGUCUGAGUAUGUUAAAUCGUCAACCUGAAGAAACAGAUGUAGCCCUUGAAUUAUCGCUAAGAGAACAUAACCAAUCACCACUGCCAACAUCUCGUUCUCGUUCAUUGGAUGCUUCAGUUGACUCACCUAAACCAUCAUCUGUUGUUAAUCAGUUAACAUCAACAUCCGGACAGAUAUCGUCUCCUGGACCACCUGCUCAUAACAUGAAUAAUAACAAUAAUAAUAAUAAUCCUCUGUCGCCAUCGACAUCGUCGAAUUUCUAUGCAGUCGCUGCGUGUGCUGCUGCAGCUGUCGCCGCAGCUGUAGCUUCAUGGAGUGGAGCUGGUUCACCGAGAACACCAGGCAGUAGAUCACAACAUUUCACACAUCAUCAUCAAACAUCACCAUCCUGUACUAAUAUAUUCCCUUUGAGUCCAUCGACACCAGUGAAUAAAUCUGCCUUUUUAAAUCAUUUUCAAUCAGUUAAAUCGCCUGGUAGUAGUAUUAGUGGAAUACCAUCCUCUCCGAAGUUAUCGUGUUCAGCGUUAUCUCCAGCGGCAUUGUAUCAAAGAUGUGAGAGUAACAAUACUAACAAUAACAACAACAAUAACAGUGGUAGUCGAACGUCUACUGGAAAUAAUUCUGCUGCUGCUAGUCCCUAUUCUCCAAGUAUGUUUGCUGCAGCAGCAGCUGCUGCACAUAUGCAGUUAUUAUCUGCUGCGGCAGCAGCGGCCUCGUUCAACUCGAAUUUAUCAUCGUCAUCAUCAUCAGCAGCAGUCUCAUUGGCUGGUUCAGUGCAAACAGCUCAAGCCAGCACUCCUGCUACUAUUACUACUACUACUACUUCUACUAACAUGGAAGAUUCAAGUCGUGGAAAUAAACCGUCUGAUUUACUACUGGCAAAUCAGUUAUCCACCGGUGGUUCUUCAUCCUUCCAGAGUAGAAAUUGUAAUGACAACACUAAUGAUAAUAAUAAUAAUGAUUCACUAUCGGAUAGUUGCUUAUGGAGACGUCAACAGGCUGCAGCUGUUGUAGCAGCUGUAGCUGCAAGUGCUAUGCUGGGAAAUUCCUCCCCAUCCUCACCGCCGUCAUCCUCAUCGAUUUCUUCUGUUCCUGCUAUUGGUGCUGUUGUCGAUAGUAGUGGUAGUGGUGGAAAUGCUGUACGUGGUACUACUACUAAUCUAUCUUCAAGUAGUUUAUGGCCUAGUCGAAGUCAUCUGUUCAAUUCGAGAUGCCGGGAUCGUCGAAAUUAUGAAUUUGUAAAAUCUCUAACCAGAUCAAGUAAUAAUAGUAGUGUCCAAAGAAGUAAUAAUAACAAUAAUAAUGAUGAAACAAUUCUCGAUUCAUAUAAUGAAAAAAUCAAGAAAUCAAAUCAUUUAUUCAUGUCAUCAUCAUCAACAUCAGCAGCAGCAGCAGCGCUAGGGAUGUCGACAACGACACCUUCAUCAUCAAAGGCUGGUAUGCAUAUUAAGAAACCAUUGAAUGCAUUUAUGCUAUUCAUGAAAGAGAUGCGUACCCGCGUGCAGGAAGAGUGUACCCUGAAAGAAUCUGCUGCUAUUAAUCAAGUAUUAGGCAAAAAAUGGCAUGAAUUAUCUAGAGAAGAACAGACGAAAUAUUAUGAAAUGGCAAGACAUGAAAAAGAAUUACACCAACAGCUAUAUCCGAAUUGGUCAGCACGUGAUAAUUAUGCCUAUCAUGCUAGACGAAGGAAACGUCGACGACAUUUAUUUCACAAGCAUGGUAUACAUAUUAGAGGAGCACGAUAUAAUAAUAAUAAUAAAUCUGGAACAAUUGGCUUACGUGGUGGUGCUGUUACAUCAGAUAAAUUAAUGCUAAUGAAUCAUUCAAAUAUGUUGGAUAAAUUAAAACUGGAGGGAAGUAAAUCAUCUUGUCAACAAGGUGGUCAACAACGCCCAUCACAACAGCAACACCAAUUACGUGUUCAUGAUCAAUCUCCAACUGGAAAAUAUUAUCCCGAUGGAUCAGUAUCCCCAGUGGCUAUGAAUCGGCCGAAAAUACAAAUCACUAAUAUGCUUGAUGAUGUUGUCAACCCCAGUAGUACUACUACUAACAAUAAUAAUAAAUGUCUGUCUCCUCUUCCACCAAUUCUAGCAUCGUCUACCACCCUUUCGGAAUUAUCCUCUUCUGACCAACAAACACGCAUGAAAUCGAAUUCUCCAAUAUGCAGAAAACAAAAUUACCCAUUCCCUAUGACAUCAUCAUUAUCAUCUCCUGCACCAGCAUUAUCUACACAGUCUAAUGUUGUCGCAACAGCACAUCCUAUGAAUAGUCCGCGUUUACUGACAACAAUGCCUUCCAUAAUUGAUACAGAUGACAACUUGCCUGCAAGACAACAUAAGAAAGGAUCUAUUGAUGCUUUGACCUCAGUAGUAUACAAUAAAGCAUUACUGAAUGGUAGUGGUAAUGAUGGAAGAAAUAAUAGUAAUAAUAAUAAUAAUAAUAAUUUUACCUCAGAAUUUCCCUUAUCAUCAAUGAAUAAUUUCAACACUUCAAGACAACCAAUGAUUGAUGCAGGUCAUCGUAAUCAUAAUCAUCAGACGUCUGGAGAUAUGACACAUCCUUUCUCUCUUCAUAACAACAACAGCAGCAACAGCACCAAGUCAGAUAAAUUUCGAACAAUGUCUGUGCUGAAUGGUAAAUCUGCCUUGAGUACAAAUAAGUUGGAUUUACAAUCCAGUAAUCUGAGUACACCACCUGUAACCACCAAGUCAACAGGAAAUAUCGCCUCAGCUUGUAUGUCAUCGGGGAAAUUCUUCCCUCGAGAAAAUGAAGAGUCAAUAAACUCUACUCAUAGAGAUUUUCUUUUCCCACCUCUGCCUUCUCAUCAUCAGCAAUCGAGUAAUAAUAAUAAUAAUAAUAAUCAUGAUGCAACAAGUUUAUUUCAGCAUUCCACAACUUUUCCCUUCCUCCCUUCUGAGUUGUCGUCUAAUAGAGGGGAUAUUUCUUCAUCAUUCUGUCCAACCAGUACUACUACUACUAAUACUACUAACACUACUGAUUCCACUUUUCUGUCUGUAUCUUCAUUGACUGGUUGUCAUCAUAAACCAAUGCAUUCCAAAGAACAGCCUGCUGCCUUCUUUCCAUCUAAAUUUACUGGAACAAUGAAUUUAUCUGCAGAUAUAAAAAGCAAACCUCUACCACAACCACAUGAUCAUCAUUAUUAUUACCCGGUGGCGCUUAUCCAUCGGUCUGCAUCAAUGCCAACAAAUUAUUCAAAUUUUCCUGGUCCACAUUUACCUUCACAUUUCAUGUCUACAUUUGGUUUCACCAAUCGACAUCAUAAUUCAACAUCAUCAUCGCCUUCUUCUUCUUCUAGAAGUAUCGGUGAAUUACUGUCGGAUAGCCAGAUGAAAGCGAAUCUGAAGAACACGUCGAAUUCGCAUUCAUCGGUGCCGACUAGCAUGGCCGCAGUUGCGCAGCUGCAGCUAUGGCAGUUGGUGAAUUAUCUGGUGGGAAUUUGA